Molecule: messenger RNA, 2744 nt
Organism: Acromyrmex echinatior (Panamanian leafcutter ant)
Lineage: Eukaryota; Metazoa; Arthropoda; Insecta; Hymenoptera; Formicidae
Gene: Vang
Product: Strabismus domain-containing protein Vang
Biological process (GO): multicellular organism development
Cellular component (GO): membrane
Source: RefSeq, a predicted model, not a curated record
AUUCCCCUAGCGGCUCCGCAGUGUUUUCAAUCGCAGCAAUUACUACGGAAUGUGGUAGCCCGGCUGCUUGGAGCCGGACAGAGGGGGUGGGAAUAAUAAAACGUUAGGCGUGUCGGCGUCUGUUUUUUACGUGUCGACGCCGAGAAUUGUGGUUUCAUCGAUCGUUCCGGUACCGAUCACACAUCGUAGUGACGGCGGUAACCUGUUCCCUAUGAAUUGCCUCGACCGGAUAACGGAAUGUCAAGAGUGCACGUGACCGCGACGCCGCGACGCUCCGAUGCCUGGAUCGUGGAUGUGCGGCGAUAGCGUAUCUUGACGAGGUAAAGCGGAACAUUGGAGCUGACCGAGACUACGUCGUGCAGCGUCGCGAUACAUGUGUCCGUCGUUCGUCAGCGCGCGAGGGAGGGUAUGCUCUUAUGGGGUAGCGAGCGGGCGGUAGCCUUUGUCGUGGAAUGGAGACGGAGAGCGUAAAGUCCGGGGCUAGCGAGCAUAGCCAUAGCCACCACAGCAGGAGCUCCCAGAAGCAUCAUAGAUCUCACAGUUCAAAACAGCAUCACAGACAGCAUUCUCACCGCACUACUAGGAGCAAUCGAAGUCAAAGAAAGGAGAGACAGAAUUUGGAUACUAGUGAAAUGGCUCCGUUUCAAACAACAGUCAAUGUACGAGGAGAUAGUGUGGAUAACAUGGGUCAAGAAGUGAUCGAGGUGCAGAUACUGCCUCAGGAUGAGAAUUGGGGAGAGAACACUACAGCCGUCACUGGCAACACCUCAGAUAGGUCAGAAUCGACUGAGGAUGUAAGCCACUGGCCAAACGAAACCGAUAGCACGUUUGGUUCCAGCUGCAAUCGCUAUGUUGGUCCAAUCGUGGCAAUGAUACUCGGGAUAAGCGCCUUUCUUAGUCCUAUAGCCAUGGUCAUUUUGCCUAAACUGGGAUUCUUUCCCGACUCGACAACGGUAUUGACAAUGCAACAGAAAUUGCAUCUACUGUCAUGCAACGCCGAGUGUAAAGGCGAACUGCUAGGAUUGGCCUUCAAACUGGUGCUACUGGUCAUCGGUAGCUGGGCAGUGUUCCUGCGUCCACGAACCGCUACCAUGCCACGCAUAUUUUUAUUCAAGGCGGGAGUGCUGCUGCUCACCACCCUGUGCAUUUGUACUUAUUGGCUUUUUUAUGUUGUACAGGUCACCGAGAGUGCUAAGACUGUUGCCAAUGGCGAAAUAACAGAGUACAAAAGUUUAGUAAAUUAUGCAGGUACCCUUGCCAAUACACUCCUGUUUAUACAUUACACCGCAGUGCUCCUUAUCGAAGUUCGUCAUUUACAACCUACGUUUUAUCUUAAGGUCGUUAGAUCACCGGAUGGUGAAUCGAGAUCUUAUGCGAUUGGUCAGUUAUCGAUACAGAGAGCAGCCGUAUGGGUACUAGAAAAAUACUAUACAGAGUUUCCAAUUUACAAUCCAUAUUUGGAAAGGUUGCCGGUCUCGAAGUCUGGUAGAAAGCAAUCAAGUUUCAAGUUUUACGAGGUUGACGGUGGAGUGACCGGUGGUAUGCAAUCGCGCGCUGGAAGCGGAGACCGGGCAGUCCUGACAGCACAAGCGCGUCGUCGUGAUUCGAGUCACAAUGAGCGCUUCUACGAGGAGCAUGAUUACGAACGGCGAGUGCGGAAACGUCGCGCAAGACUCAUCACUGCCGCCGAAGAGGCGUUUGCGCAUAUCAAACGUUUGCAUUCCGAGAUAGAAUCCACGCCAAAUCCUGGACCGAUGGAUCCUAUGGAAGCUGCGCAAGCGGUGUUUCCCUCUAUGGCAAGAGCUUUACAGAAAUAUUUAAGAAUCACCCGGCAACAGCCGCGUCAUUCAGUAGAAUCUAUUUUGAACCGUCUCGCCCGAUGUUUGGCUCAAGAUGCGGCGCCGCGCGCUUUCCUAGAACCAUUCUUCGCUGCGAAUCCGGUAUUAUCAAAUGAGAAAGAGAGACAAAAACGAUCUCAUCACUGGGCCUUGGUAUGCGAAGGAGAGCUACCCUCUCGCCCGAUCGCUAACGGUUGUGAGUUUCAGUUGAGACAGGGCGAAGUGGCACUCUUGUGUACAGCACAUAGAUUACCGCAUUUUAAUCUCACCGAACAAUUGGCACAUCCUAAAUCGAACAAAUUUCUUUUGCGUUUGAACUCUGAAACCUCGGUUUAAGAUACUCGAUAAAAUUUAUCCUCUGACAUUUACGAAAUUAAAUAAAAUUAUUCUAAAUAAAUGCUUGAAAAGAUUUUUUGGCACAAAUGAUGUUUUAAUCGAGAUAAUGUUUUAAUAUAAAAUAUUUUCUGUAACGAGAGAGAGCAUUGUUGAAGAUUGUUUUGUGUAAAGAUAUGAUAUGAUAAAUAUUAGAUUUUAUCUCGCGCAGAAAACAUUUUUAAAUAUUAUUUUGAUUAAAUCUUAUUUGCGCUAAAAUUCUUUUAGACCGAAAUGUUUACAAGAUUAAAUCUUUUUAGAAUAUUAUUUAAAACCUCAGUUUAUUGAAACGUGGACUGUUGAACAACAAUAUAAUAGUACUUAGAUUCUAAUACAAUAGAGAGACUGAGAGAAGAUAGGAGAAUUCGCCAUCAUUUUCUUAACAUUUAUGAUAUUCAUUUCCUUUCUUCAAAAAAAAUAACAUCACAUUAAUAAGUGAUCCAUACUUCUGAACAUACCUUCAAGUAAUUAUUACGUAUAAAGUAAUUAGUUUUUACUGUAACAAAAUACUCGGUUCUUUGUUUAUUUUUAAGU